Messenger RNA from Penicillium daleae, 954 nucleotides. RefSeq names its product putative transcription initiation factor TFIID, 31kD subunit. Gene Ontology annotation, biological process: DNA-templated transcription initiation; RNA polymerase II preinitiation complex assembly. Gene Ontology annotation, molecular function: transcription coactivator activity; RNA polymerase II general transcription initiation factor activity; protein heterodimerization activity. The transcript has a single exon. Lineage: Eukaryota; Fungi; Ascomycota; Eurotiomycetes; Eurotiales; Aspergillaceae. The record is from RefSeq and is a predicted model, not a curated record. The coding region runs from base 1 to 954 and encodes 317 amino acids. Gene Ontology annotation, cellular component: transcription factor TFIID complex; SAGA complex.
AUGGCUUCUCCCAGCCAGACUCAAGGCUCAGCGCCAGCCACUCAACCUCUCACUCCUCCCGCGGAAUCUUCCACUGCGAACGGCAUCUCCGCCCCCGCCGCAGCCACCACAACCUCACAAGCAGUCGCGCCCACACCCGCAAACGCACCAACGACAUCAACAGCACAACCCUCACACGUCCCAGGGACAUCCCUCCAAGACAGCGGUAAAUCGCGACGCCCACGCGAUGUCCGCCUCGUGCACAUGCUCCUUGCCUCUCUCGGCGUAACAGCCUACCAAGACCGCGUCCCGCUCCAACUGCUCGACUUCGCCUACCGCUAUACCUCGAACGUCCUCCAAGACGCGGUACACCUUGCCACGGAAGGCUACGCUGCCGCAGUGGGCGAUAGUACCGGUGCUGGAAAGGGCGCACCGUCCGCUGAAACGAAUGGUGUUUCUCUCCCCGCGCUGCGACUUAGUAUUGCCUCGCGAUUGCAUUACCAGUUCCAGACGGGCCUGCCUAAGGAGUUCCUUAUGGAUGUUGCGUCGGAGCGGAAUCGUAUUGCGUUGCCCGGCGUGUCGAGAGGAUUUGAUGCCGCGGCUGGAGGUGCGAAUGGAGCUGCGGCGGCGGGCACGGCGAAUCAAAGCGUUAUGAUGGCGGGCAUGCGCUUGCCGCCAGAGCGAUUCUGUCUUACCGGUAUGGGGUGGAAUAUGAAGGAUGAGUGGGAUAGCGAAGGGGAAGAGGAGGAAUUGCCCGAUGCGCCGCAGCAGCAGAUUAAGGGUCCUGCUGCUGGGGGGCCGGGUGAGGACGAGGAAGGGGGGAUGAGGACGAUGGCGAUGGGAAAAUGGAGGAUAUCUUUGGUGAAGAUACCGCGAUGGGCGAGGCUGGUGAGGGAGACGAGGACCAGAAAAUGGGGGAUGCUUGAGGUGAUGGUCCUGGGAUUCGUUUUCUCUCCCUGUCAGGCGGCUGCUUAG